Molecule: messenger RNA, 2312 nt
Organism: Acanthaster planci (crown-of-thorns starfish)
Lineage: Eukaryota; Metazoa; Echinodermata; Asteroidea; Valvatida; Acanthasteridae
Gene: ccdc113
Product: coiled-coil domain containing 113
Biological process (GO): cilium assembly
Cellular component (GO): axoneme; ciliary basal body
Source: RefSeq, a predicted model, not a curated record
CGUGAAAGUCACUUCAUAAACGUCGUCCUCUAGCUCUGUGCUAGCAUCUGAUCGAGUUGCAACGUUAACUGUAGGACAAAAUUGGAAAAUUAAACUACUAAAAAAAAAUUAAACCAUGGCAGACUCUGAAAGUGUAACCACGUCAUCACAGGACGCUCAAGAUGACCCUCUUCAUGACCACUCAGACGAUGAAUUGCAACAGAUGCUUGAGGAGUUAAAGGCGGGCAACAAGGUCUUGCAGAAUGAAACCAUCAUGUUCGAGAAGUACCUGAAGCGGGUGGAGCCCAACCUGACGGCUGCUGCCACCACAGCGGCUGUAGCCCCCACCCCCAGCCAGUCCACACACGACGCCCGCGUCAUGCGCAAGCGUUCCAAGUCCAAGGGCAGUGGCAUGGACAAGCACCUGAAGCUGAGCGCCGAGCAAAAGUGCGACAUCGCCCAGCGUGAAAUCGAGGAGCUGAGAGAGGAGAUUGACAAGCUAAAGGAGGAUGCAGAGAAAAUACUGGACACCUAUAAGGCUGUCAUGGAAGAAGCAGAUGUGCGUCUGUCUGAAGUGAAGAAGUCAUCUUACGAGUAUGAACGAGACAUCCUGAAGGGUUCAGUGAACACCCGCACCGGUAAGGUAGUGGCCGAGAAGGUGGUGCGGUACUUUGAGGACAAACAGCGGUCCCGGGACGCACUGAUUGAGAAGCUCAGGCUGAAGAACUCCACACUGAAGGUGCAGAAAAAGAAGCUACACCUGCAGCUCAAACAGAAAGAAGAGAUGGGAGAAGUCUUACACGAGGUUGACUUCCAGCAGUUGAAGAUUGAGAACAGCCAGUACCUGGAGAAGAUCGAUGAACGCAACCAGGACCUGCUGAGACUCAAGCUGAUGUCGGGUAACACUUUGCAAGUCCUGAACUCCUACAAGAAAAAACUUCACACCCUUACCCUGGAGUCUGAUCGGUUGAAGAAUGAGAUAACAUCCAGGAAUGAAUUGCUGACUCGAAUUGAUGUGGAAACAGAAACAGUGGAAGCUGAGCGAGCCAAAGCAGAAGAGUUGAAUCGGAGGCUGCGGCAGCAGCUUGGAGACUUCCGAGUGCCUGACGUUGUGGAGUACGUCCAGGAGAAGGCCGACCUGUACGAGCUGGCCAAGACAGUCAAGAGCUGGGAGAGGAAAGUGGACAUUGCAGAGAUGGCUCUCAAAACCCACCGCAAGACUUGGAACACCAUGAAGAUGAACAGCCAACAGAACUGGGGCCUAGAAACCUAAAGAGGCAUGGUAGCAUGAUCAAGACUUGCAAUUCCGUCCGACCUUGCUGGGGGCAUUUGUGAUUUAUUUUGAUUUUACAUUCUCCGAAUUUCAAAAGACAAUUAUUUCUAUGCACAUGUAAAUACCAACCACACCCACCAGGGGAUUAACCACUGUACACAUCUCGAAUGUUUAUGUAGAUAAAAGAAUCCCUUCUACUUGAGUUUGGGCACAAUCUAGAUGAAUCCUCUGUCACAAUACUUACUUGAACUUCAUUAGUUUAUAGUGUGCAGGAUUGUGCUAAAAUCCGUUCUGAGUGGCCCAAGUGAUACUUGCAUCAGUCAAAACUGUCUUCCCCAGUCGUUUACGCACACUCGCAGCUUAAACAAGCCAGUCUUUUUUCAAGAAGUAUUGAGAAAAUUUAAGUUUGAACUUAAAGUUUGACACACUUUUUCUAGACUGGUGCAAGAUUGUUGACAAAUUUGUAUGUUUUUGUAUUAUACCAAACUGACAUUCUGCUAAUAACAGAUGACUUCAUUAGAAGGCAUUGAAAAGAUUGUAUUCAGGAUGAAAUUAAUAGUGGCCCUCUUUGUAAAGAGAACAUGGUUACAGAAUUAGUGCGGAACCCGAAUCUUUCCCUUAAUUUAAAGGACACUAUCUGCUCCUUGUAGACGAAAAUUUCUCACAAACUCAAAUUGUAUAUUUGCAGCAUUAGAAAUAUUUUUGUUUCCUGCAUGGAAAAGGAACUUAGUCUCUGUGACGGUUGUUGUAUGCUAAUUGUAAAUAGUGUUUAAAAAUAUUACUUCCAGUGUGCCCAGUUGAUAGGUUUGAGAAGGAUUUUUUGACGAAGAUUGUCAGUUUAUUUGAAAGGAAAUGCGGUGCGUCCUUAAAGAGGAUGUUCUUCCUGUUUUGUUAGUUUAAUACAGGAAUUUCUCUGAGAUAUAGUGAAUCUUGGAUAUGUAUAAAUGGAGUAAAUAUGUUGAUUUCUGAUAAGCUGUCCUUUGAUGAAAUGAUAUCCCCAACCCUCAUGCCCGUUCUUGAACUUUCCCAUCAAGCUUUAAAAUGGAAAGGAAAACAUUAA